CACGCUCCUCUGUUUAUGCUUCAGACGCGGUUUAAUUCCCCACAGAGAGCGUCCUUUAACUAACCCAAAACAUGUCAGAAGAUAUUUAAACCUAAAUAUCGUCGACAAGUGUAAAUGGCGUGAAAUUUAGGCUACUUUAUUUGUUUUCCUGUAAGGUUCCUUUGUUCCAGCUGUAUGAGACGCAGAUGCAGUCAUUUACACGCGGCAAGACAUUAUAUUGUUUUUAGACUCUGCCAUCGUUACUGAAAUGAGUCAAAAGGGAGUCUUAUCCAUAUGAACCUCUUUUGGAUAAACAGGAUGGUUGUAAUGGGCCACAGGAGAACGCUGCAGUUGUCUGACCUUUGCAAGCUGUAUAAUGAGGAGUCUGUCCACACCCUAUCCUCUGUGUUUGAGCACGAAUGGGAAAAACAACAGAAUUACAAUGAGAGGUUGGACUUAGAAGAGGAUUCUGGAAGAGAGUCACUGCUGGUCUCCAGAAAAGCCAAUACUGGUUACUCUCUCCUUUAUGCAAUAUGGGUGACAUUCCGUCCAGCCUUAGUCAAAGUUGCGCUUCUGAGACUGUCAACUGAUAUUUUUAGCAUUUUAGUUCCUUUGACUCUCAGGUGGCUUAUCCUGUUCUGUGAGAGACAGGCUGUGUUUGACUGGGCAGGAUACACGUAUUCUCUGGUGAUGUUGGGAGCAGUUUGCUGCUGUGCUGUUUCUCAGCAUCACUUUGAGAAACAUAGUAGGAUAAUUGCAGCCAAUGCACAAGCGGUUCUAGCUGGCUUCCUCUACAGGAAGGUAAAGGUCUUAUUAACUGUCUCAUUAUCUCAGUAUGCUUUCAGUCCAAACAAAAAACAGUCUGCAACUUUUUUUUUCACAAAUGUUUUGUCAUGUCAAACUGAAAGUAUAUCCAUUUCUUUAUAUACUGAAAGGAUUAUCUUCUUUAUUCCAUGGUUCAUGUUCCCUCCAUUCCACCCCCCCACCCCCCCACCCCCUCCCUAUACAUUUAAGACAUUGCCCUUUUCCCAUAGUUCUCGACAGCAAUCAAACACCACUCAGGGGACAGAUUUAUUAAGGGAGGUUGAAAAUGUUACAGAGCUAGUGGUCACAUUAGCUUGUCUUUGGUCCACUCCCCUGAGAGUCGCUCUCUGUCUGGACUUACUGUGGGGAGAAUUGGGCCCAGGUGUUCUAGUGGGGGUGGCAUUGCUACUAGUCCUCAUCCCUGUCAACUCUGCAGUAGAGCGCAAAGCCAAACAGCUUCAGAGAACUCAGCUGAUCAUCAGGGAAAGGAGUGAACAACUCAUCAAGGAAAUGUUGCAUAAAUACCAGGCCCUGAAGUUUCUCACAUGGGAGUCUUGGUUCCAUCAAAGAGUUACAGAGUCACGGGCCAGGGAGCUGGAGAUGCUCAGAAUUCUGGGAUAUCUGACAGCAUUCUCUAUGCUCAACUCUAUCUGUAUGCCUUUCCUGGUUGGUUUCUCUAGUAUCGGUGUGUUUGUGCUGGUGGAUGAUGGGAAUGUUCUCACACCGUCUCAGAUCUUUACAUCCCUCUGUUUCUUCAGAUUGCUCCGCCCACCUCUGCUGGAGCUCCUUGGGCUCUUCUGUGUUCUCAAGCAGGCACAGCAGUCUCUUUGCCAUCUGGAGAAGAGCUUUCUUGGAAAGGAUUUGGGCACCACUCAGUUAGUUACUACAAAAGAAGAGCUUCCAUCUGAUGGCUUCCAACAGCGAUGUGACGGGUGUAAAGAUAAGCACAGUCAUUCUGAUGAGAAAAGUGAUCACUAUCUAUCCCAAAAAGGCAGUGGAAAGGCCCGCAUGCUGUAUUUGAGGGCUUUUGGCUGGCACUGGCUGUCAGUUUCCUCGCUUGUCUACCUGUCUGUGUGUGCUGUUAGUUUAGCACAAGAUGGCAUCCUGAGUGUGUGGACGGGUGAAGCCAAAGAAGUUCAAGGCCUGGAAGGGUGGAGAGAGCUCCGAAACUCACGACUGUCUGCGUACGCACUGCUCGGACUCCUACAAGCCUUCCUCGUGUGCUGUGCCGCCUACUGUCUGACCUGUGCCUCUCUCAGGGCUUCUCAUACACUGCACUCAAAGCUUCUGUCAGAUGUUCUUCACAUGCCUAUGCAUUCCCAGAAGACUGACAUGAGACGGCUACUGCAAGUAUUCACUCAGGAUAUGCAGGUCAUUGAUGAAGAGCUGCCCAAACAUUUGCACAGCUGGUUGAAGAGUCUUUUGGACAUAUUGAGCACCAUCACUCUGAUCAGCUUCAUCAUGCCGGUUUUCAGCCUAGCUGUCUGCCCGCUGAUAAUCCUCUUCCUCCGUAUUCAGUCACGCUUUUCUUCAGCCCACAGUCAUAUCAGACACAUGGAGGCAAACCCAGUUGCUUCUCUGGAGUGUGUGACACAGUGUGUUGAAGAUCCACUUUCUGGGCCAAAACAUAGAGAGGUGUGUCUGACACACUGCCUCCAAGCCUUAAAUCAAAACCUGCUGGUCAAGUACAACAAAAUCAACACAGAAAGUCGGGCUGCGUUGCGGUUAGAUGGCAUUGCUGGGAUUGUGCUGUUCCUGGUCAGUCUGAUUCUGCUGGAGACUGAACUGGAUGCAGGGCUUGUGGUUCUGGCAUUGAUCUGUGCCUUCAAUAUCAAAAAAGCUGUUCACCGAUACCCUCAGGCUGCCUCUGAUAUCAGCAUGGACAUGCUGAGCAUGCAAAACCUUUGUGAAUUUGCCAAAGUGGAGAAGGAGGCAGCAUGGGAAAAAUCCUACAGACCACCCAAUGACUGGCCCCAGCAUGGAGAGGUGAAGUUCAGGAACUAUGAGUCUGAAGCCUCCUCUAAUGGCACACCAGCUCUUAGAGGAAUUAAUCUCACCAUUCUAAAAGAGGAAAAGAUUGGGCUCGUAAGCAGGGGGAAGACCGACACCGAUGGUUUGGUUAGCAGUCUGUUCCGGUCAGUGGAGGCCAGGAGCGGCGCUGUGCUGAUUGACGAUAUAAACAUCGCCCGCAUGGGUCUACGUGACCUUCGUAGCCGUCUGCAAAUCAUUUCUCAGGUUCCCGUACUGUUCUCUGGUCCCCUGAGGGCUAACCUGGACCCAUUCGCUCAGCAUACUGACGCACAGGUGUGGUUGGCUCUGGAGCUCUGCCAUCUGAAGGAGCGUGUUCGACUAUUGCCUGCUCAGCUGCUGCACCCUGUACAGAGGACCUCCCUCGCUUUCAGCUUUGGCCAGAGGAGGCUGCUCUGUUUGGCCAGAGCCCUGCUUGCAAGGGUCAGAAUCCUGCUUGUGGAAGAGGCCCUUCCUCGUGUGGACCUAGAAACAGAGGAGCUGGUCCGACAGUUGAUCCACACAGAGUUUAAACACUGCACUGUACUGUGGCUCACUCAGAACCCGCUCACUGUCAUGCACACUGACAGGGUGCUGGUUUUGAAUAAGGGACAAGCUGUGAACUUUGACUCCCCUUCCACUCUCCUCCAGCAGGGGCCGCUGUUCAGUCAAUGAGACGGGACCUGCUCUUACAUCCAAUUAUUAUUCUAUCAUUUACUCAUUUCUUGUUGACCAAAUAUUUAAGAUAUUCAUUUUACAUCAUACAUUAGGUUAUCUAAAGCACAGUUUAUUCACACAUGAAUUAAUUAAGGUUUUGGACCGAUUAUACUGAAUAAAUUAUUAAAUAAAAAAAGUGAUAAGUGGAACACAAACAGAUUUUGAAAUAUUCUAGCAAAUUGUGGGGGUUAUUUUAAAUGUAUUUUCCAUUUUAUAAUUG
This is a messenger RNA of Sinocyclocheilus anshuiensis, 3727 nucleotides long. RefSeq names its product ATP-binding cassette, sub-family C (CFTR/MRP), member 13 (gene abcc13). Lineage: Eukaryota; Metazoa; Chordata; Actinopteri; Cypriniformes; Cyprinidae. The transcript is spliced from 22 exons. Gene Ontology annotation, molecular function: ATP binding; ATP hydrolysis activity; ABC-type transporter activity. Gene Ontology annotation, cellular component: membrane. The coding region runs from base 274 to 3465 and encodes 1063 amino acids. Gene Ontology annotation, biological process: transmembrane transport. The record is from RefSeq and is a predicted model, not a curated record.